Messenger RNA from Mytilus trossulus (common blue mussel), 2862 nucleotides. RefSeq lists its product as uncharacterized. Lineage: Eukaryota; Metazoa; Mollusca; Bivalvia; Mytilida; Mytilidae. The record is from RefSeq and is a predicted model, not a curated record. Bases 1 to 2862 code for a protein of 953 amino acids. The transcript has a single exon.
AUGUACACCGCAACAAAAGGCAGCAAAAAAUCGUUCACCAAAGUUGUUGUGAACCUGGUGCGAAGAGAAGUAUUGACAUUGCUAGGACAAAAACUAUUCCCCUUGUUCCAAGAUGUCAACAUAGUUAAUCUGGAACAAUUUUCGUGGACAAAGACUCUAAAUGACUUUGAACAGGCAUGUCCAUUGCUGUCUAAUGUCCUAAGAGGGGCAGUUACCAAACGGGCAAAUGAAAACAGUCUAAUCAGAGGAAAAUCUGUAAACUUAGGACCACAGAUUGGAACAUCUAUUGCCUGCAUUCUCAACGCUAGAGCUCCUAAGACUGCUAGCUUUCUUCCGUCUCUGUUUUCAGUACAGUUUUGGAGAGGUGGCUUAAAACGCAAUGUCAUGAAACAAAUUGCACAUACCGGAAUAUGUAAAGGGUAUGAUACCACCUUAUCUAUCUUGAACAAAAUCAGGCAAGGCUUUGAUUCUGCUGCAACAACAUGUAAAAUAAUAAUUGAGGAACAACAUCAACAACAAAAUGUUAGACGAAUCAAUGUGACAAAUGAAGAUGCAGACUUGUCUGUAGCUAUAGCUGCUGUUGUUCCUAACAUAGAGGACGAAGUCAACAGUUUAUCAGCUAGCAGCCAGGAUACAAUAAUAAUGAACAUGGACGAUACAAUUCCGUAUGGAAUGGAAGACACAGAUGACGAUGAUGUUCUAGAUGACUCCCUUAGUGACCAUUCGAAUAGUGAUGGUAUACAUUUAUCGUCAGAUGAUGCAGAUGAUAUUUCGGACGGCGAUGAACAGUCGGUAAUUUCACAUGAAUCUGACGAAGAGAAAGAACAAAUUGAUCUACAUCCCGGCUUCUCCAUGUGUUGGGAUAAUGUUGGAAAAAAGGUUACCAGUAGACAUCCAUCUGAAACCUCAAAAAAUACGUAUCUGAAUAUGGCUCUAGGAUACAUAGCCAUCAACCGUCUUCAAACCACUCAUUUGAACUGGAAGUUCGAUGAAGAGUUGAAGAAGGCAGCUGAACUACCAUCAAACAUUUUUGUUCCAAAUGAGAAUGAUUUUGAACUUCUAUCAAACAGAAUGAAAGUUAUGGUCGCUCGCAUUAUAACCCGAUACUUACCAUGGUUUAAUGCCAACUUCUCCGACUGUGUCACUUCUCAUAUGCUUCAUGAAUAUUCACUGGAUUCAUCAAAGAGAAGUGUUCUAAUUAACCUUGGAGUUUUUGAUGUCGAUCCUUCCUCUACUCAAGGGGCCAUUACUAUUUAUGAAAAUUUGCAAAGGUAUAUACCAUCUAUACAGGACAAACCUUACACUGCGAUAGUAUAUGGCGAUGGACUCAGUUGUGAACGAGGAAAUGAUGCACACAGGGCACGUGUAAAUGGUUUGAAUCCAUGGGAAAGAUUGGAAGGCUGCGAGCCUGCAGUACAAGAGUUUCACAAAGAGAUGAUUUUAUUACAGGACUACUUCGAUGAGUUCUUUAAGGGUUCCAGUGCUGCAGACAGAGGAACACUUAAUCAUCUGAAAAACAUUUUCAACUUUCGUCAAGUUAAAUCAGACAUAUCGGACAAUUUUAACCACGCAUGGCAGUUAAUGUGUUUGGUAACAGAAGGAUAUGUCUGCUUAUUAACUAUGGAACUUAUGGAAAUGGCAGAAAAGGGCGAUAGACCAUCAACAGCCCCUGAAUCCAUAGAAAACUCGUCUGUUGACGACAGACAAGAGUAUUUACAGUCUGUUGUUAGCUCUGUUGUUCAAAAUGUUUGGCACCAUUUGGAAACAGAAUCUUUGAAAACGGAUGACCAGACAGAGCCGGAGAAAUUCUGUUGUGGAGAAGACAUCGAAGAGGAAGUCAUACUGUGUGGGGCUGGUAGGAAUUGUACUAAGGGUGAAGUCUUUCACUAUUCAUGUGCUGGACUGGAUACUGAAAAUCUCCCUAAUAAUUGGUUCUGCAGCGACACAUGCAGAAACGAGAAAGACUCCUACCCUUACUGCACCUGUCAUCAAGAUCUCGGUAAUGAUGAGCCAAUGAUUGGGUGUAGUGCUGGUUCCAAGUGCACGGCAGACGAAUGGUACCACACUAAAUGCUUGGACAUGACAAACGUUCCAGAAGGCAAUUGGUACUGUAGAUCUGCAUGCAAAUCGUCAAAAAAGUCUAAGAGCCGAAAGAAAUCUAAGUCAAGAUCAACUGUAAACAAGUCCGACGAUUUCAAAUACAAUUACAGUAGGGCUAUAACAUGGACAGGACUGAAUCUGCUCUGCCGACGAGAUGCAGUUCGUGAGGCGGACGGUGAGGCCAUGAUGUCGCACUGGAAGUUAGACCUCGUACACUUCUUUUCGACAAAACAUCCAAAAUAUGUCAUAUUAGCACAUAGACUGUUAGUUUCGAUAAAUGGUUGGCUUCCAGAUAAAUUGAAGCACGAUUUAAUUUACAACAGAACAGUUAACUACGGGGGUGGAAUUGGUCGAAAUUUACCAAUGGAUUUCAUGAACGAAAUUUUAAACAGAUUAUUUAAGGAUUUACUAGAUUCCGCAAAGGGUAGGUACACCAAUAAUACAAUACAAAGAUGUAGUCAGAUUGUAGGACCACUUGGUGAGGCAUUGGACUCUGUAUUUGAUUCCAAAGUAAUUGAAAACGAGCUUUAUAGACAUAGGCGGCGAAAUGCAGACCGGGACUUAAACGUCAGCAGAAUGAUUACAUUUCUUGGUGGUGAGUCUUUGUUUUCACAGACUCCUGGUCGUCAUCAUAGAGCUUUUCCAGAGUAUAUUCACAACGAAAAUCCAAAAUUUCCUGGAAAGUUUCAAGGAAAAAUGAAACAGCUCUCAAAAAGAUUGGACAAACGCAGGAGGAUCAUGAGGAUUAUAGUUGACGCUUGA